Molecule: messenger RNA, 1417 nt
Organism: Peromyscus leucopus (white-footed mouse)
Lineage: Eukaryota; Metazoa; Chordata; Mammalia; Rodentia; Cricetidae
Gene: Ctsh
Product: cathepsin H
Exons: 12
Coding region: 71-1072 (333 amino acids)
Biological process (GO): immune response
Cellular component (GO): lysosome
Molecular function (GO): cysteine-type endopeptidase activity
Source: RefSeq, a predicted model, not a curated record
GCUUCGCCCCACCUCCCUCCCGCCGGCUGGCUCCUGGGGCGCUCCACCGGACCGGGCAUUGAGUGCCACGAUGUGGGCCGCGCUGUCGCUGCUGUGCGCCGGGGCAUGGCUGCUGAGUGCCCAGGCCACCACCGAGCUGACCGUGAACGCCAUAGAAAAGUUUCACUUUAAGUCAUGGAUGACACAGCACCAGAAGACGUACAGCUCGGUGGAAUACAAUUACAGGCUGCAGAUGUUUGCCAACAACCUGAGGAAGAUAAAUGCCCACAACCAGAAGAACCACACAUUUAAAAUGGCAUUGAACCAGUUUUCAGACAUGAGCUUUGCUGAAAUAAAACGCAAAUACCUCUGGUCAGAGCCUCAGAAUUGUUCAGCCACCAAAAGUAACUACCUCCGUGGUACUGGCCCCUACCCCUCCUCCAUGGACUGGCGGAAGAAAGGAAAUUAUGUCUCACCAGUGAAAAAUCAGGGCACCUGUGGCAGCUGCUGGACUUUCUCCACCACGGGGGCCCUGGAGUCUGCUGUGGCAAUCGCCAGUGGGAAGAUGCUGUCUUUGGCUGAGCAGCAGCUGGUGGACUGUGCCCAGAACUUCAACAAUCAUGGCUGCCAAGGAGGUCUCCCCAGCCAGGCCUUCGAGUACAUCCUGUACAACAAAGGCAUCAUGGGAGAGGACGCCUACCCUUACAGAGGCAAGGAUGGUCACUGCAAGUUCAACCCCAAAAAAGCCAUUGCAUUUGUCAAGGAUGUUGCCAACAUCACACUCAAUGAUGAGAAGGCGAUGGUAGAAGCUGUGGCAUUACACAACCCUGUGAGCUUUGCUUUUGAGGUGACUGAAGAUUUUAUGUUGUAUCACAAGGGCAUUUACACCAGCACUUCCUGUCAUAAAACUCCAGAUAAGGUAAACCAUGCAGUCCUGGCCGUUGGCUAUGGAGAGCAGGAUGGAAUUCUCUACUGGAUCGUGAAAAAUUCUUGGGGCACCCAGUGGGGGGAUAAAGGGUACUUCCUCAUUGAGCGUGGAAAGAAUAUGUGUGGCCUGGCUGCCUGUGCCUCCUACCCCAUCCCUCAGGUCUAAGCCAAGAUGCAGAGGCAGCUGGUUGGCAGACAAAGUGAUGAACCAGCCUUUCGACGGAAAUCAUAUCCUGGAGGAAAUUGUGGGAAAAUCCACCCAGAGGGCCCCUCAGUCCUGCACUGAGCCUAGAAGCCUAAAGACUUCUAAGUGAGAAAGAAGAGCUCCACCAGCAACAAGCCCAUCCAUGUGGCACACAUCACCAGCCACGUGCCUUGAAUGUGGUUUUGAACUGACUCAAACCCACAUGGACUAGAACUUUCUCUCUUUCCAGCUCUCUUCACGUAGAGAGAGCUCCAGUGACUACCUUUUCUGGAUUGUAUAUUCAAUAAACACACAGUGAACACCUCC